AUGUCUUCCACCCCUUCUAAGAAUAGCAAGGCUGGCUCUGUUCCUCCACCACCUCCGCCACCCCCACUGAGUGCUGGCGGGGCUCCUGCUCCUGCACCAGUACCCCAACCGCCGGCCGUGGCGGAACAAGGCCCUCCUGGGGCCUUCCUCGUCGAACUGCUGAUCUACAACGGUCAUCCCUUCAAGGACCACUGGGCGUACUGGGUGCGUUCGCACAGCAAUAAGGAAAUUGGAGUCAAGAUCCACGCUACUGGCGAUGUGAGGAACGGCUUCAAGUUCGAGAUUAAGCGCAGCUGCAACUUCCGCACAACUGAAAUCCCCCCCACGAAGAGAAUCCCGCUGCAAUGGGUCGAUGGCCAGUACUUUGAUGAAAAAGAAAUGUUUAACAACGGAAUGUACAAAAUUGACAAUGUCCCGGUAUGUCCGUUCGAGGCCAGUGCGCACAAGAUCAAGGCCCCUGGGAAGAGCCUGAAUACAACUAGUGAUACCGUAAGUUCCAGCUACAUUUUUCUUGCAACCCUUGCCUUGGUGUUCCAGGAACGCUCCGUGGAUAAUGUAUAG
Molecule: messenger RNA, 561 nt
Organism: Aspergillus udagawae
Lineage: Eukaryota; Fungi; Ascomycota; Eurotiomycetes; Eurotiales; Aspergillaceae
Exons: 1
Coding region: 1-561 (186 amino acids)
Source: RefSeq, a predicted model, not a curated record